UAUCUCUAAGAUCCAAAGGAUUCAGAAGCUUCUUCAAUUUCAGAACUUAGACUUCAACUCUCCCUUUCUCUCUGAAAUAUGAAGAACAAUAAUAACAACAGCACAAAGCUCAUCCUCCUCCACCCUUACAUUCAAAAGCAAGGGAGCUCCAACCGUCUAUGGCUCCUCGCCUUCCUCUCCUUCUUCACCCUCGCCUUCCUCCUCGCCAUCAUCUACACCCGCGACUCCUCCUCCGCCGCCGCCGCCUCAUCCACGGUGACAGCCCCUGCCACGCCCGGACCCCUCCCAACCACCGUCAUCAACACCCUCCUCCACUAUGUCUCGAGGUCUAACGAGUCAUACCACAUGUCCCAACCCGACCUCAAACUCAUCUCCGACAUCCUUAGGAAGUGCCCCGCCCCGUGCAACUUCCUCGUGUUCGGUCUCACCCAUGAGACCCUCCUCUGGAAGUCCCUCAACCACAAUGGCCGGACUAUCUUCAUCGAUGAGAACCGAUACUAUGCGGCUUAUGUGGAAGAGAAGCACCCGGAGAUUGAUGCGUAUGAUGUGCAGUACACGACCAAGGUCAGCGAGAUGGGGGAGCUGAUCGCGGUGGCAAAGGAGCAGGUGAGGAGCGAGUGCAGGCCGGUGCAAAACCUACUGUUCUCGGACUGCAAACUGGGGAUCAACGACCUCCCGAACCUCGUGUACGAGGUUGACUGGGACGUGAUCCUGGUGGAUGGACCGCGUGGGGACGGACCAAAUUCACCCGGGAGGAUGUCAGCCAUAUUCACGGCCGGGGUCCUCGCCCGGAGUAAGAAAGGAGGGAACCCUAAGACCCAUGUCUUGCUUCACGACUAUUAUAGGAAGGUGGAGAAGGUUUGCGGGGACGAGUUCCUGUGUCGGGAGAACCUGGUCGAGUCGACGAGCAUGCUUGCCCAUUUCGUCUUGGAGAGAAUGGACCCUAACAACUUCCAGUUCUGCCGGAACAAAAUGGCGACGUCUUCUUCACCAAAAUUGUGACAUAAUAUAGGCCCGGAAGAGUUCAAGUCGAUCAGCAUGGAGUUGCAAAUUGAUUAGUGUUUGUGAUCUAUCGAUCUCUAGUGAUCCCUCUUGUGCUCUUUACUUUCAUUCUUGUUUUUGUUUUUGUUUUUUUUUUAAUAGUCGGGUGAAUAUUUAUAAUAAGUUAAUAACAAUUCUUUUUUUGUGAA
Punica granatum (pomegranate) is the source of this 1190-nucleotide messenger RNA. Lineage: Eukaryota; Viridiplantae; Streptophyta; Magnoliopsida; Myrtales; Lythraceae. The record is from RefSeq and is a predicted model, not a curated record.